Messenger RNA from Bubalus bubalis (water buffalo), 4994 nucleotides. RefSeq names its product paired box 9 (gene PAX9). The coding region runs from base 1025 to 2053 and encodes 342 amino acids. Gene Ontology annotation, biological process: anatomical structure development; regulation of transcription by RNA polymerase II. The transcript has 4 exons. Gene Ontology annotation, molecular function: RNA polymerase II cis-regulatory region sequence-specific DNA binding; DNA-binding transcription factor activity, RNA polymerase II-specific. NCBI's taxonomy places the organism in Eukaryota, Metazoa, Chordata, Mammalia, Artiodactyla, Bovidae. The record is from RefSeq and is a predicted model, not a curated record.
CCUGUCAAUGGUUGAAGUUGGCUAUGCGCUCGCUGUAGUCGCGUAUAAUUACGUUCCUGCUUGGAGCCUAGGCUAAUGUUUGACCCCGCGUUCCUGGAUGAAAUCUCUAGAGACUGUUGUGGGGAGUUAGUCACGAGGCGAGGAGAGCGGUGUCCACCUGGAGGUAACAGUGGCCUCCAUCUCUGGCUCCUGCUCGUGUUUAGUCGCUCAGUUUCGUGUCCGACUCUUUGCGACCCUUUGGCUAGGUCUCCCCUAUUCUCCUCGUCUCUCCGACGGGCCUACCUUCUCACACCUGCGCUCUGGUCUCUCGGCGUAGGGUGUAGUGCUGUAAGAUCCGCUGGUAACAGACAUCCUCUCUUGACAACCUCUUGAAGCUUGCAUGACAGGCUAUUCUAAGAAUCCUCACCAUGGCCACCAUAAAGACGAUGCCGCUCACCUCCCACCUAGAGUUUUAACUUAAAUUCUGAGAUGUCUGCCUUCCCCCCAAAGAAGUCUUCUCGGCCCCUUCUCCCUUCGAGUCUCUCGUAUUCAGACCAAAAGCUUUCGUUUGCUUAUUCAGCAUUUUUAAGAGCCUGAUUUUGCUGUUUGCGCUGCCCCUGGGAAGGUGUCAAACACCUCUUUUCAUUGUAUUUAGUCACCCAGGUGCAGAGCGAGAUUGAGAGAGACAGCGGAAGAACUUUCCCGGACUGUGCUGUCGCUCAACGGGCCAAACCAAUCAUCACGCAGGUUGCCUCCGGGCCCUCCUCUUUGGGGGCGUGCCCCUAGUGAGUGAUAGACGGAGCCGCCCGGCCCCGCUCAGCCCAGCCCACGUUGCUGCUUAGAUUGAAAUGCAGAACUCAAGCCUCUUUCAGCGGGGCACAGACUUCCUUUUACUCCUUCCUUUUGCACUCUCGCCGCCUCCUCCGGGGGAAAAGCGGAGGCACCGGCGGCCCGGGGCAGCAGCACGACGGGCCACUAAGGCCACACGAAGAGUUUCUUUCUGGGAGUGCGGAACUGGGGCCCGGCUGGUGUACUGCUCGGAGCAAUGGAGCCAGCCUUUGGGGAGGUAAACCAGUUGGGAGGAGUAUUCGUGAACGGGAGGCCGCUGCCCAACGCCAUCCGGCUUCGCAUAGUGGAGCUGGCCCAACUGGGCAUCCGACCGUGUGACAUCAGCCGCCAGCUACGGGUCUCGCACGGCUGCGUCAGCAAGAUCCUGGCGCGCUACAAUGAGACAGGCUCGAUCUUGCCAGGAGCCAUUGGGGGCAGCAAGCCUCGAGUCACCACCCCCACCGUGGUGAAGCACAUCCGGACCUACAAGCAGAGAGACCCCGGCAUCUUCGCCUGGGAGAUACGGGACCGCCUGCUGGCGGACGGCGUGUGUGACAAGUACAACGUGCCCUCGGUGAGCUCCAUCAGCCGCAUACUGCGCAACAAGAUCGGCAACUUGGCCCAACAGGGCCAUUACGACUCCUACAAGCAGCACCAACCGGCGCCUCAGCCGGCACUACCCUAUAACCACAUCUACUCGUACCCCAGCCCCAUCACGGCGGCCGCCGCUAAGGUGCCCACGCCGCCGGGGGUGCCCGCCAUCCCCGGCUCAGUGGCCAUGCCGCGCACCUGGCCCUCCUCGCACUCCGUCACCGACAUCCUGGGCAUUCGCUCCAUCACCGACCAAGGAGUGAGCGACAGCUCCCCCUACCACAGCCCCAAGGUGGAGGACUGGAGCAGCCUGGGCCGCAGCAACUUCCCCGCCGCCGCCCCGCACGCGGUCAACGGGCUGGAGAAGGGGGCCUUGGAGCAGGAAGCCAAGUACGCGCAGGCACCAAACGGUCUCCCAGCUGUAAGCAGUUUUGUGUCAGCAUCCAGCAUGGCUCCUUAUCCUACCCCGGCCCAAGUGUCGCCCUACAUGACCUACAGCGCUGCUCCUUCUGGUUAUGUUGCUGGACAUGGGUGGCAACAUGCCAGUGGCACCCCACUUUCCCCCCACAACUGUGACAUUCCCGCGUCGCUGGCGUUCAAGGGAAUGCAGGCAGCCCGAGAAGGUAGCCACUCUGUCACAGCUUCCGCGCUCUGAUGGGAGAUUCUGUCUGCAGCAGCUUCGCCGUCUGCAGCAGCUUCGCCCGAGGAAUCUCCCUCUCAACACACCCUCCCCCUCUUCCCUGGUCUCGGAUCCCACCCCUCUACCCUCCAAUCCUUUUGCCGGAAAGCUGGCUUUAUGGACUCACCUCCUUUGUGCUGAUGACACUUAAAUAUUUCUCGCCAUAACUUCUCUCUCACAGAAAACCUGACAUGACUUUAGGAUUUAAAAAACAGAAGCGAUGUUCAGGAUUGAAUGAGACGUUCGUGUUGCCCACGCACUGUUUUUAACGUAGAAACCUGCACCCCUCAAAGGGCUUAAGGAACUUUUCAAACUAGUCUUUGGUAAAACCACAUGUGUAUAUUUAUUCUAAAUCAACCUGAACUUCUGAGACGUGCAAUUGUUGAGAUUCUGCAAAAUCAAUAAAAGAAAAUACAUAUAGAAAAAGUUAUGCUACACCCUCUAAUCAAAUAAGGUAAUAAAAUAAGCCUUAAUUCAUCAUUAGGAAACCAAUCAAUAAUUGACUUGAGUGAUCCUUUAUUUUUAACAGAUGACCUAUUUUGUUGGAAAAUACAUGUAUAACUUAAGCAAUAUCUGAGUUUAGCUCCUCUGGUGUUUUGACUUGGUUCCAAAUACAAUAAUGUUUAUAUUUUCUAUUAGUUUGUAAAUACGGACUCUGGAUGGUGCAUUUGUGUUUUCAUUCCAUGGGAUAACCCCCUCCCUACUCCCCCCGCUUCUCUUUUUUUUUCCGUUUCUUUUUGCAAAGGUGACUUUCCGGCAACAGCUUUGUCUCCGUUUGGUGGUGGGCUGCUCAGGCUCCUGGGCCUGGACUCGCCCCAGAUUUUGUGUGUGCAGUGAAGGCUUUGACAUCUCAUGAAGGACAUUUUCUUUCUACAACAGAGGACUCAAAAACACAGAUAAAACAAGCCAGUCUCCCAUUUUGUAUCCCAAACAACACACAUGCCAAGCAUAUAAAGACAGGAGGGUGGAAAUAUCUGAAUGAGGCUCUAAAGGAAGUCACUUAGAAACUUAAGUUCAAUGUGAAAUGCUUCGCAAAGACACUUAAAAUGAACUUUAUGUUAAAGAAAACCACUGUGAAACUAAAUUGUACUGUUAUUGUUGGCUUACCUGUGUGUUCAGCAAUCGCAACCCAAAAUUACAUUGUAAUUUAAAGAAAAUGGAAAAUUCUGCUCUAAUGAAUGUAAAAAUGGCUUGCUGUGAAGUUUACAUUGUUGUACAGAAGCAUGUGUCUCGUGUAGGUAAACUGGUGAUGGUUUUAGAAAUACAGAUGCUAUUUAAUUUUUAAAAAUUCCCUUUAUUCAUUUCUGGAGCUACAGGACAUGGUUUAACUGAUGGAUCUUUUGAAACCAAUCGUUUCACUUUAAUGUUAAUAAUAGAACUGAGGGGGUAUAUGUGUGUGUGUGAGAGAGAGCAUGUGAUUUGUGAUUAUGUUUCAUAUUUUAAAACAACUGAUUUUCUUGGGAAAAAAUCUACAGUUUUAAUCUCUUCUGUUUAGAAAGUUCUUCCUGCUUGGCAAUAUAGGCUUGAAAAUACGUUUUUAAAACGUUGGUACAAUUCAUCUGUUGGAAAAUUAAUAUAUUGUGGGGCUUUUUUUUUGGUGUUGAUUCUGUGCAAUAACGAACAGGGCCCAUCACUAGAUAUGGAUGUUAGGUGGUUUUGAUUUCUUCCUGUCUGGGCUGUGCACAGCCCACGGGGCAAUCCACUUCUGUCACAUUGGUUUCAUGGCCUCAUUUAAAACUCAGAUGGCUAGAUUAGCCAGGUUUUCAAAUCACUAUGAUAUAAACAGUAAGCAGAUUUCUGACACACAAGUUAUGUUCGAGGAAUUGCUUUUUUCAAGCAGCAGAUAUCUUGUAAAGAGCUUUGAACUGCAUUUAUUUCUAAAGCAACCGAAAUUCAGUGCUACAAACAGAGGAUUAUAACUUCAGGAGAAGAAUAAGCAGAAGGAGCAGAUGAACUCUCAGGGCCAUAGUCUUCCUUUGAUCUUGUAAAACUCCUAUUGACAUCUGGAGUUCCCAGUCUGGUGAGAAAAUAGAACUAUAAACCAAAUGGAAUAAAAUACCAUUCCGAUAUUUGGUGGAAACUUUAAAACCAUACGGUACAAGGACGCUCCUGCCAUGCAGAAAAACUGACACAAGGUACAGAAUUAUUCCUUAUCAGAUAUUUUUAGGAGGCUAUUAGGAGUCGUUAAAAAAUAUCAAUGAUUUGUAUGGAAAUACAACUGUUAUUUUCCUUAUCUAAAUUAAGAAGUCUCUUGUUAAUAUGCUAUUUAUAUUUUUUUCUGAUUCUUGUAUCUUUAAAAAUCUAAUAUUAAUACUAUAAAAGUUUUCCUUUUCUUUUUCCCCCCGGAGGCCUUUUCUUAGCAAUGGUGAACUCACAUGGAGUAAAUUUUAAAAGAUAAGAGAAAGCCCCAAUACAAUUUGCUAUUCAAAGCACACUGUGAUUUAAAACUACUUUUAAAAAUGAGACAAGGAAAGUGGGAGGGGAGAUGAGUUUGUUCGAUUUUUAAAAACAUUAUUAUUAUUGGUUAACAUUGACUUUUUUCCUCUGUUUCUUAGGGGGUAAAAGUGUUUUUAACCUGGCAAAUGCACUCUUCAGAGAUCUUUUUCCAUCCCAUCCACUUGGAGAGGUUAAAGGUUCAAUUUCAUGGCCUCUAUGGAGGCAGUGCUCUCUCUCACAGGAUGCAAGAGAUAGAAUCACCUGCAAGGAUAGAAUGCAGUUGGACAACAGACACAUUCUUACUUCUCUUGUUUUGUCCUACUUUUAGUGACCCUCUUAUUAAGUAUUGGGCUGAAAUAUAAAUUAAAGAACACGUUGGAAAGGAUGUACAAGUGAAGGCUGUGUAUGUAUAUACAGUAUGUCAAAAGCCUUUAUUUUUAUACUUCAAAUGCUCUAAAUUAAUAAAAAGUAAUAAUUACCA